This is a messenger RNA of Fonsecaea multimorphosa CBS 102226, 1590 nucleotides long. RefSeq lists its product as uncharacterized. Gene Ontology annotation, molecular function: myo-inositol:proton symporter activity. The transcript is spliced from 5 exons. The record is from RefSeq and is a predicted model, not a curated record. Bases 1 to 1590 code for a protein of 529 amino acids. Gene Ontology annotation, biological process: transmembrane transport. Gene Ontology annotation, cellular component: membrane. NCBI's taxonomy places the organism in Eukaryota, Fungi, Ascomycota, Eurotiomycetes, Chaetothyriales, Herpotrichiellaceae.
AUGUCUGAAAAGUCAGUCGAGAAAUACGGCGCCGACCAAGUCGAGGCGGUUGAACGUAGACAGAGCACUUCGGAAGCAGUCACAGAACUCAGUGGCAUCGAGGCGACCGCUGCAUCCACGGCAGCAUGGCUAAUCUCAAUUACCGUCUCUGUUGGAGGUUUCCUGUUCGGAUAUGACACUGGCUACAUCUCUUCAGUCCUCGUCACGAUGGGAACGUCGCUCGGCCACGAAUUGAGCUCGGAUGAGCAAGAACUGGUCACAUCCUUGACCAGCGGCGGAGCCCUCGUGGGCGCUGUGUUUGCCGGUCUGAUAGCCGAUCGAUACGGCCGCAAAUGGCCCAUCUGGAGUGCCUGUCUUCUGUUCGUGAUUGGCACCGUCCUCCAGACCUGCGCCUAUCAUCUGGUCCAAUUCGCGGUAGGCCGCUUCGUGGUCGGCUUGGGCGUUGGCUCUGCGGCCAUGAUUUGCCCGCUUUACAUCGGGGAACUGGCACCUGCCAAAUACCGGGGUCGAAUGAUCGCCUUCAAUAACAUGAGCGUCACCUUUGGCCAACUGGUCGCGUCUGCUAUCGGGGCUGGCUUUCAGCAUGUCCACGGUGAGGGAUGGCGAGCCACUGUUGCAAUCGGAGCCGCGCCUCCCAUUGCCCUGGCCGGCUUGCUUCUGCUCUGCCCGGAAUCACCACGCCAACUAGUCUCCCACGGUAAACACGAGGCCGCAGAGCAGGUGUUGCUCAAAAUCUAUCCUACCUCGACGAGCGAGCAGCGGCAGGCCAAGAUCAAGUCGAUCGAGAUGUCCCUCCAGGAAGUAACCUCAGCAAUGACCAAGGAAUCGCUCUGGACCACGCUGAAGCGAAUUUUCACCACUCCAGCGACCGGGCGUGCAGUACUCACCGCUUGCAUUGUCAUGGCCAUCAGCCAGUUGGGCGGGUUCAACACGCUCAUGUACUAUGCGGCGACCCUUUUCAAGAUGGUCGGCUUCACAAAUGCCACGGCAGUCGCCAUCACGGUAUCUGGCACCAACUUCAUCUUCUCCAUCGUCAACCUAGUGUUAGUCGACAAGUUUGGCCGCCGCGUGCUCCUGUGUGUCACCGUCCUCGGCAUGUCGAUCUGCAUGAUGAUCGCCGCCGUGUCAUUCCACUAUAUUCCGAUCAGCAAGGAUCUCGUGGUCGAGUCCGACCAUAUUGGCUGGCCGGCGACGCUGGUGCUCGUCGCCAUCAUCGUGUACGUGGCCUGUUUCUCGUCCGGAGUGGCUACGAUCGCGUGGAUCGGCACCGAGCUGAUCCCCCUCGAAGUGCGAGCUCUUGGAACCAUGCUGAAUACCGUGACAUGCUGGAGCACCAACAUCAUCAUCGCAUCCACCUUUCUCUCCAUCAUGAAAGGCGCAACGCCAAGUGGAGCGUUCGGCUUGUAUUCAGCCAUCUGUUUCGUGGGCUGGCUGUUCAUCAUCUUCUGCUACCCAGAGUGUAAGGGAAUGCCGCUGGAAACGGUCCGGGAGGUGUUCCGAACCGGCUUCGGCGUGCGAUACUCGAAGCGCUGGCAGCGCGAACACAAGCACCUUACCAAGGUCAGCACGCAUACUUCGUUUGGCCAUUAG